Molecule: messenger RNA, 1536 nt
Organism: Seminavis robusta
Lineage: Eukaryota; Bacillariophyta; Bacillariophyceae; Naviculales; Naviculaceae
Source: the annotation of a GenBank genome assembly
CAGAGUUGGUUUACACUCAAGAGAAGGAAACGAGGAGGAAAAGUGUGCGCCCUGAAAGUGAGCGUGCCGUUCAAAGAUCGCUUGCAAUGGUUUCGAGGUCAUUGCUCGACCAACAACCAAAGCAAUGCCACUUCCGUUGCCGUUGUUACUAUCCGGGCAGACAUCUCGACCAUGGUAGCCUCUGGAGUUUUCAUUACCGACUUGCAGGGCAAGUCCAUUAUCAGCCGGAACUAUCGUGGUGAUUUUCCCAUUUCCAAGGCGAUUGAAUUGUUUUCCAAGUACCUCAAUGAUGUGGAAGAGGAGUCAAGAAAGCCAAUCUUUCAUGUGGAUGUCAAUGGAGACUUUGAGUCAGGGGAUGAUGUUGGAAUGGCAGGACCAGGUGGUCAGACAUUUGUCUAUGUUGCUCAAAACAACCUAUACAUGUGUGCAGUGACAACCCGAAAUUCCAAUGUGGCAUUGAUAUUGACCUUUCUUUUCCGCUUGGGCCAAGUCUUCAAAGACUAUUUUGGCUCUUUGGAAGAGGAAUCCAUUCGAGACAAUUUCGUUAUCAUUUAUGAACUUCUCGACGAGACCAUGGAUCAUGGUCUGCCACAGGCUCUGGAUUCCACUAUUCUACGCUCCUUCAUUACCCAGGGGGCUAAUCGCAUGGCGGAAGACUCCAAGUCCAAACCACCAGUCGCGCUCACCAAUGCUGUCUCCUGGAGAGCCGAGGGCAUUCGACACAAGAAAAAUGAAAUCUUCUUGGAUGUCGUUGAAAAACUCAAUUUACUGGUCGCUGCCAAUGGAACUGUACUGCACUCGGAAAUCAAUGGAGCUGUCAAAAUGAAAUCAUUCCUCUCUGGGAUGCCAGAAUUGAAAUUGGGGUUGAAUGACAAACUCAUGUUUGAGGCUACUGGAAAAUCCAAUCAGGCACGAGGAAAAGCUGUUGAAUUGGAAGAUAUCAAAUUUCACCAAUGUGUCCGGUUGGCCAGGUUUGAAAAUGACAGAACCAUUUCAUUCAUUCCUCCUGAUGGAGAAUUUGAUCUCAUGACAUAUCGCUUGAACACUCAUGUCAAACCUCUCAUUUGGGUCGAAGCAGUGGUGGAACCUCACAAAGGAUCACGCAUAGAAUACAUGAUCAAAACCAGAUCCCAGUUCAAAUCUAGGAGUGUGGCCAACAAUGUGGAAAUCAUCAUCCCUGUCCCUCCUGAUGUUGACAGUCCUUCCUUCAAGUCAAGUGUUGGUUCUGUUACAUAUCUUCCAGACAAGGAUCAUAUUGUGUGGAAUAUCAAACAGUUCCAUGGAGGAAGAGAAUACCUCAUGCGUGCACAUUUUGGUCUUCCUUCUAUCACCGCAAGUGACGUCGACCCAGAGGCCAAAAAGAAGGGUGAAAACUCUUGGAAGGCUCCCAUUCGUGUGCAGUUUGAGAUUCCUUACUUCACAGUCAGUGGGAUACAGGUCCGGUAUUUGAAGAUCAUUGAAAGAAGUGGUUACGCUGCACUGCCCUGGGUGCGCUACAUCACUGCCAACGGUGACUAUCAACUGCGAAUGAGCUAG